AUGACCACAGAUAGGCCGUUUCCAGCUUUGCAUGGUGCACCUCACUCUUUCCCUGCCCCUAUAGGAGGGGCAGGAAAUGGUCCACCCAUCCAGCCUAAUCCUACUGCUCCUCAUCCUCACUGGAUGCAGCCACAUCCUGGAGCCCAUCCACCUGGUCCACAUCCCAUGGGUCUGUUGCAUUCUCACCCCAUGGGCCUAAUGCCACCGCCUCCACCUCCACCGCCUACUGGGCCAGCACCUCCUCCACCACCUCCAUCAGCCCCAACUUUGCCACCUUGGCAGCAACAAGCAUCUGCUGCUCCUCCACAACCAACAGCACCUCUUCCUUGGCAGCAAACAUCACAAACCACAAAUUCUGCCUCUGCUUCCCUUCCUCCGUGGCAGCAGCAGGGAGGAGCUAACGCGUCAACAGGCACAAGUAUCCAGACGAGUGCUUCCUUGGUGCCACCUCCUCCGGGUGUUCAGCCUCCACUUCCACCUAGUGCUCCACCACCCCCACCUCCACCACCUCCAGGAACAUCUGGCCUUUUGUAUGCCCCACCACCACCUCCUCCACCUCCAAUAGAUCCUUCUAACUUUGUAACAAUGAUGGGUAUGGGUGUUCCAGGUAUACCUCCAUUUUCUAUGCCCCCUGCUCCUCCGCCACCACCUCCCCAAAACUAA
Messenger RNA from Staurois parvus, 663 nucleotides. The record is from the annotation of a GenBank genome assembly. Lineage: Eukaryota; Metazoa; Chordata; Amphibia; Anura; Ranidae.